Cuscuta epithymum is the source of this 1535-nucleotide messenger RNA. The record is from the annotation of a GenBank genome assembly. NCBI's taxonomy places the organism in Eukaryota, Viridiplantae, Streptophyta, Magnoliopsida, Solanales, Convolvulaceae.
GGGAAUGCUACGAGCAGGCCGAAAAAUACUGUAGCGAAAAAUCUCGUAGCUGGAUUAAGUGAUUAACGAUCAUUUUCGGAUUAACCGCCGCGGGAGGGACACGGAUUUGGAUAAUGGAGACUGGGAGAUGGAGAGGGACAACAUCUAAAAUGGGCUGGGGAGAAACGUCUUCUAGCUUUGCCAUAGCUUAGCUUAGCUUCUUCAUCAGAUCCUUCGCCUCCUUGGGAGCCAUUGGAUAUGUCUCAGGCGCGAGUCUACGCCGAUGUCAACGUUCACCGUCCUAAAGAUUACUGGGACUACGAGGCUCUCACCGUUCAGUGGGGUGAUCAGGAUGAUUAUGAAGUUGUUCGGAAAGUGGGAAGAGGUAAAUACAGCGAGGUCUUUGAGGGGAUAAAUGUCUCGAAUAAUGAAAAAUGCAUCAUCAAAAUCCUUAAGCCUGUGAAGAAGAAGAAGAUAAAAAGGGAAAUAAAAAUACUUCAGAAUCUUUGUGGAGGCCCAAAUAUUGUGAAACUCUUUGAUAUUGUCCGAGAUCAGCACUCAAAAACUCCCAGUUUGGUGUUUGAAUACGUGAACAGCACAGAUUUCAAAGUCUUGUAUCCUACACUGACAGAUUAUGAUAUCCGCUACUACAUUUAUGAGCUUCUCAAGGCACUGGAUUAUUGCCAUUCCCAGGGAAUAAUGCAUAGAGAUGUUAAACCUCACAACGUCAUGAUUGAUCAUGAACUAAGAAAACUUCGUUUGAUUGAUUGGGGUCUUGCUGAGUUUUAUCAUCCUGGUAAAGAGUACAAUGUCAGAGUAGCCUCGAGAUACUUUAAGGGACCUGAACUGCUUGUGGAUUUGCAAGACUAUGAUUAUUCAUUGGACAUGUGGAGUCUUGGUUGCAUGUUUGCAGGAAUGAUUUUCAGGAAAGAACCUUUCUUCUAUGGCCAUGACAACCAAGAUCAACUAGUUAAAAUUGCAAAGGUAUAUGCGCUCAUUCUGUCAAAAUCCUUUGUGGUUCAAGUUGUUGACUUUCUAUCAGGUCCUAGGCACAGAUGAAUUAAAUACAUAUCUUAACAAAUAUCAUCUGGAGCUUGAUCCGCAACUUGAUGCUCUGGUUGGAAGGCACAGCAGGAAACCUUGGUCGCGAUUUAUUAAUUCAGAUAACCAGCAUUUGGUUUCACCCGAGGCCAUCGAUUUCUUGGAUAAGCUUCUUCGCUAUGAUCAUCAAGACAGACUGACAGCUAAAGAAGCAAUGGCCCAUCCAUACUUCUUCCAAGUGAGGGCAGCUGAAAAUAGCAGGGUUCGUACACAGUAGCGAAGGCCUCUCUCAAAUGUACAGGUGUUGGCUGUGAUAUGGUCGCUUGUAACGACUUUUAUGAAGUUGCAAAGGCCCCACUCCCCAUGUGUACUUUGCUGUGACAAUGUCCAUCAUCAUGCAUUGCUUGACUUUUUGCCAUUUUAGUAGAUCGUAAAAGUUUGACUUAUUAUUAUUAUUAUUGCUGGACACGGGUCAUUAUUCCAGUUUGUCCUCAAAUUAAUCCCUUGAAAUCGGG